ACUUUACUCAUCCGACUUCUGUCUUUAAACCGCAUAAAUCUUAGAAGGGAAACCCUCUAGACCUCUAGCUAUCAUCUCUCAUGGGUUCUCUGUUCACCCUCAGAUCCCUACCAGAAAUUAGGCCUGCAACUUGUUCAUUCUUUUUCUUAAUCAUUCAGCUUAUCCUCCCCUUUCUCAGCCUCGCAACAGCUCAAGCCAGCCUCUGCAGAACCUCUUGUGGCAACAUUCCUAUCAACUACCCUUUCGGGAUUGAUGAUGGUUGUGGAAGCCCUUAUUACCGACACAUGCUUGUCUGCUCCAACGCCGGAAUACUUGAGCUCCGAACACCUUCUGGGAGAUACCCAGUUCGUAAUGUGAGCUAUUCCCAUACUCACAUUUUAGUCACUGAUCCUUUCAUGUGGAAUUGCCUGGAUGGAGAUAACUUCCGUCCAACCAGGCCUUUUAGCCUUGACACAAGCACACAUUUCUCACUCUCCCCACAGAAUGAAUACCUCUUUUUCAACUGCAGCGAAGAGGAUGUGAUCAUUCAGCCAAAGCCUAGGUUUUGUGAUCACUUUCCCGAUCGGUGUGACUCCUCUUGUGACAGUGCUAGUCAUCUCUGCAGACUCCUACCAGAUUGCCCCUCUGCAUUGAGUGGCAGUUCUUGCUGUUCUUACUAUCCCAAAGCCACUGAAUCCCUGAGGCUGAUGCUUACGUAUUGUGCUAGUUAUACUAGCGUGUACUGGAAAAAUAUUGGUGAACCUCAACCUUAUGAUCAAGUCGCUGAAUAUGGGGUUAGGGUUGAUUUUGAUAUUCCGGUGACCACUCGUUGCCUUCAGUGCCAGGAUACUCUGAAGGGAGGCGGGACGUGUGGAUUUGAUACUCAGAAGCAGAAUUUCUUGUGCCUAUGCGAGCAAGGAAAUGUCACUACUUAUUGUAAAGAUCAAGAAGGCAUUUCUGGGCAUAAUAGGAGGGUUAGAGUUAUUGCAGGGACAGUGACUGCAGUUUCAGCUGCUGGGGCCCUAGGAAUUGGAGCUGGUAUAUUUUACUGGAGGAAAGUGAGAGCCAAGGCACCAGUAACAUGUGGGGUUCAAAGCAAUGAGAAUAGGCUUUUCUGAAGAUAUUCGACAACCAUACACCUUUUCUUUUCUUUUCUUUGCUUUUUUUUCUUUUUUAAUUUCUUUUACACUUUAAUGUUAUUGUCUCUUUGAUAGCU
Molecule: messenger RNA, 1195 nt
Organism: Juglans regia (Persian walnut)
Lineage: Eukaryota; Viridiplantae; Streptophyta; Magnoliopsida; Fagales; Juglandaceae
Exons: 3
Coding region: 81-1097 (338 amino acids)
Molecular function (GO): polysaccharide binding
Source: RefSeq, a predicted model, not a curated record